Molecule: messenger RNA, 3978 nt
Organism: Bacillus rossius redtenbacheri
Lineage: Eukaryota; Metazoa; Arthropoda; Insecta; Phasmatodea; Bacillidae
Gene: fray
Product: serine/threonine-protein kinase OSR1
Exons: 12
Coding region: 73-1827 (584 amino acids)
Biological process (GO): activation of protein kinase activity; protein export from nucleus; protein phosphorylation
Cellular component (GO): serine/threonine protein kinase complex; cytoplasm
Molecular function (GO): ATP binding; protein serine/threonine kinase activity; protein serine/threonine kinase activator activity
Source: RefSeq, a predicted model, not a curated record
CCGCGGGAGGUCGCAGGGGCCAGGCGCCCAGUCGCCCAGUCGCCCAGUCGCCCAGGCGCGCACCUGGAGGCCAUGAGCGACCACGGCGACACCAGGGCCGGCAUGGAGGCCCGCAAGAGGCGCAGUGGUGCUGUGAAUGAAGGUCCUACUGUGGUGUUCCGGGAGAGCUCAGGUCUACUAGGCCACAUCACCGCACAUCGCUACAGGAAAACAUCACAUGAAGUAUUACCUACGACCUGCUCUCCGGGGAUAUUUAGGCGGAAAUCUUCCUCCGCCUCGGAGCUUCCGCCGUAUCCAAGUUACCAACAUUCCAGAGCGAGCAUUAGCGAUAUUCUCGCCUUCAAGAUGGCGACGACGGGAGCAGGUGUAGCCCACCUGGGGUGGCCAAACACGAAAGACGAUUAUGAAUUAAAAGAAGUUAUUGGCGUGGGGGCGACGGCCGUGGUGCACGGAGCCUUCUGCAAGCCGCGCCAGGAGAAGUGUGCUAUCAAGAGGAUCAACCUGGAGAAGUGGAACACCAGCAUGGAUGAGCUGCUGAAGGAGAUCCAGGCCAUGUCGUCGUGCAACCACGAGAACGUGGUCACCUACUACACCAGCUUCGUGGUGCGAGAGGAGCUGUGGCUGGUGCUGCGACUCCUGGAGGGGGGCUCCCUGCUCGACAUCAUCAAGCACAAGAUGCGCGUCGCCAACUGUCGCCACGGAGUCUUCGACGAGUGCACCAUCGCCACGGUGCUCAAGGAGGUGCUCAAGGGCUUGGAGUACUUCCACAGCAACGGCCAGAUACACAGGGACAUCAAGGCGGGCAACAUCCUGCUGGGGGAGGAUGGCACGGUGCAGAUCGCGGACUUCGGGGUGUCGGCGUGGCUGGCGACCGGCCGCGACCUCUCGCGCCAGAAGGUGCGCCACACCUUCGUGGGCACGCCGUGCUGGAUGGCGCCCGAGGUCAUGGAGCAGGACCACGGCUACGACUUCAAGGCGGACAUCUGGUCGCUGGGCAUCACGGCCAUAGAGAUGGCGACCGGCACGGCGCCCUACCACAAGUACCCGCCCAUGAAGGUGCUGAUGCUGACGCUGCAGAACGAGCCCCCCUCGCUGGACACGGGCGCGGAGGACAGGGACCAGUACAAGGCGUACGGCAAGACCUUCCGCAAGAUGGUGGUGGACUGCCUGCAGAAGGACCCCUCCAAGAGGCCCACCGCCACGGAGCUGCUGAAGCACCCGUUCUUCAAGAAGGCCAAGGACCGGCGGUACCUGCAGCAGACCCUGGUCGCCAUCGGCCCCAGCCUCGAGACCCGCGUGCAGAAGGCGUCGAAGCGGCAGCCGGGAGCGUCGGGACGCCUGCACCGGACGGUGACGGGAGAGUGGGUGUGGUCGUCGGAGGAAGAGGGCGGGGAGUCCUCGGAGGAAGAGGUGGAGAACAAGCCCAUGAACCACAUCGAGACGUUCGGCUCGUCGGGCAGCGAGAAGGACCUGCUGGAGUACGAGCGGGCGGCCGGCUCGGGCCGAGUCCCGGGAGAGCCCGCCCCGCCCGAGGCCCCCGUCGUGCUCGUGCUCAGGAUGAGGAACGCACAGCGCGAACUGAACGACAUCAAGUUUGAGUUCCUGGUGGGGAAGGACUCGGCGGAGGGCAUCGCGUCGGAGCUGGUGAGCGCGGGGCUGGUGGACGGGCGCGACAUCGUCGUCAUUGCUGCCAACCUGCAGAAGCUCAUCGACAGCGCGGGCCAGAUGAAGUCCGUCACCUUCCCCCUGAACUCGGGCUACGCAAACAACGAAGUUCCUGACGACAAGACGCUGGUGGGGUUUGCUCAGAUAUCAGUUGUGGACUGAAGUUGAGGGUGACUCGUCUCGCCACGUCAGUGACUCGUAUCGCUCGCCGCGUCUCAUCACCGCCUGCACUCAGACGGCUAGGCAGUGAUACGUAGUACUUUAUGCGUAGAACAUUUGCUGUUGGUUUGAAGCAGGUCUAAGCAGAGAAGAAUUCUAUGGUGCUGUUCGACAUAAUGACAAAUUGUAACUCCUCUAGUGGCUUAGUGUAAAGUAUUCUUUUGUUAUCAGAGUAAUUGAGUGUACAUUAUUAAGCUUGGAAAAUGAUCACAAGCAUGUAUGUAAGUUUUGGUAAAGCUGCCUGUGUUCUGCUGUACAAAGGAAAAAAAGUGUGUACAUUAAUAUUAAGCUGGAUGAAUUGUAAAUAUUUCACGUCUGAAACUGGUUGUGGCUUUAAACUUAAACACGGAUCUGCCUAUUGCUGACGUCUUACAAACAAUGCUGUAGAUUAUUUGUAGUGCUGUAUUGCAUCAACUUAUGUUUAAUGUUUAUGUUCAAAUUUUGUGAGGGUAAUUUCCUAGAUUGGCUCCUUUUCAAUGAAAAAAAUAUAUAUUUUUUUUUGGGCCCUACAAAUAUUACUUUAGUUUCAAAAAAAAAAACAGUGUUUUAAAAUUGCUGCUGGAUUCUGACAAACUGGCAAAUGGGCGGGGUCACGAAUUUGAAGAAUAUUGUGGGGUGAAAGCCAUUAAAAAUGAAAAAAAAAAAAUUGAUUGAAAAGUUAUUUGAAUCACUAUAUCAAGAUACUUCAGUGAAUGUUAUAAUUUUACACCAAUGGAUCGAUUCCAAAUUUAUUCGGUUCCGAUUCCAAAAUUUCCCUCAUUUCCAUGUUUAAUUAUGAUUCUAAUUCCCAAUUUUAAAAAACCAUGAAUUUGUGUUCUUGCUCAAUUCCUCUCUCCUGCCAUGCUAUUUGACAGUCCUGUUUGUUGUGUUUAACUUGAUUUACGUCCGUGAACGUGUACAUUGUCAUUAAAACACUAACUGAUCAUGAAAUAUUUUCUGUUCAACGUGAUUCAAAUUCGCAGUAGAUUUAAUGACACAAAAAGUCAGGGUCAUAGCAAAUGAAACAUAAACACGAACGUAAAAGCAGUGCAUUUUGUACAAAUAAAUUUUACCUGCGGAAAGCAACAUGUUAUGCACAAACAUUAAAUCUUAAGCAUUUAAUUUAAUGACUUUAUAUAUGCAUAUAUCCAAUUUUAAACCAACUUAUUUUAAGCAAAACAUAUUUACUUAAAAGUAUCAAACAUAUAACCAGAAAAAAGCUUUAGUAUGCGAGACUGUAAAAAAUAAAACUAAAAUGUUUAUGGAUAACACGGUUGGCCAGCCUGCUUUAAAUUGUUUACUUCAAAAUGGCAUCAUGUUGGUAAUGAAAGGUAUGUUUACGAGUCAAGAGAAAAGUUAUUUUAAUGUUGCAUUUAUGAAAUAAAGUUAUUAUUGAAAUGAGUUUACAAGUUUUCCCUGCAAGUGCAGAGACCUAAGUUCACGUGGUUGGUACAGUGUGAUUGCAGUUGUCAACUUACCUUCAAAUAACGUACCUUGUCUUUUGUACAUUGUUGCUAGGCGAGUUGUGCAAACAUUGUCAGCUUACUGGCCAGAAAAUACUGCAGUUGUGGCAAGAAUCACUUUAUUUAUUUGAAUCUUUUUUACAUCCAAAUGAUUGAACUACCAUUCUAAAUCUGAAACGAUUUCUUCAGUUUGAGAAUCGAUGGUUCUGAUUCCAGGUAUAAUCUAUGGAAUCGAAGCAUUGACAUGCCCAUCCGUAAUAUUUACCCAUUCAACUAAAGUAUCAUGGAAUCAGGGUCUAUGUAUACAGGAACAAAUGCACAAGAUGUAACUACAAAGUGCAACAAAAGGUGAGCAUUCACCUUUGUUGGAGGCUGGUAUAUCUUAUUUUCUUUGAGUACAAAAUGGAGACACGUAUGUUCGUCUCGACUGAACAUGAAUUCCGCUGAGUGCCCAACGUAUUGAGAAAUGUUCCAACCAUUCAAACUCUCUUCCCCAAACACCAGCCAUGCUAACAUCAAGCCUUUACGUGUGACCAUAAAUUUCUGCUCACAGCUUAUUGAUGCUUACAAUAAGCAAUCACUACACUAAGUAUUUCAUGAAAAAUGAACUCAAUUUCAUGAUUUUUGCCUCCAUUGUGAAUUGUUUAUCACU